AUGAAGUUGAUCGUUCUUGUGUUAGCAGUAAGCUGCAUGGCAAGCUUCGGCGCCGCCGAAACUGCGCCAAAGUAUGGUGCCAAGCCGCCCCCGUAUAAGCCCAGUGUGCCGGAUGUUCCGGCGCCGGGCGGCAGUGAUAUCGAUAAAUGCGGAUGCCACCAGAUCGUGGGCAAGCUGAAGAAGGUCGAGUCGAACCUGCUGAAGCUCAUCCUGAACCUGCGCAACAAGUAUGGUGCCGUGUACAGCGAGCUGCUGGACAUGAAGAAACAGGUCAAGGGAGUGACGUGGUACGUAGGACAAACCGCAGCCACUUCGCAGAGCAUCAACGACCAGUUGUCGAUUGCGUCGUCUAACUUGGCUCAAAUCAUGUACUCGAUCAGAGAGCUUACCAUCAACCAGCAGAGCCUGGUGACCAAGACCUUCCUGACGGAGUCCAUUCUGGACCUGGAAGGACGCCAGGGUGAGUCCGGUGGAGUCACUCCACCAGCGCCCGAAGGAGACAUCAUCUACACGUCUUGUGACGAUCCGCGUAUCACCGAGACCGGCACCUACCUCGUGCAGGACUCCUUCGAUGUGCCCACGAAGCUUAUUUGCGUGCUGGAGUUCGGACCAGGAGCGUACACCGUGGUCCAGAACCGUCAGGACGGCUCCACCGAUUUCUACCGCGGUUACAACGACUACAAGGCCGGUUUCGGUGAAUUCGACGGCGGCGACUACUGGCUUGGUCUGGACCGCAUCCAUAACAUCACCGCCUCGGGUGACUACGAGCUGUUCGUCCUGCUGGAGGACUUUGAGAAGAACAUCUCGUACGCUCGCUACGACUCCUUCGCUAUCGGUUCUGGUAGCGACUUCUACCCAAUCCUGAAGCUGGAAGGUUUCUCUGGCCCAGCCGGUGACUCGUUCGGCGUGGUUGGUGGUGUGCUGUUCAGUACCUAUGAUCUGGAUCUGGACAACAGCGAGAGCAACUGUGCCGUUACCAACCGCGGUGGCUGGUGGUACACGGAAUGCGGUGACAGCAACCUGAACGGCCUGUACCUUAAGGGACUGACCGGUGGCACCACCGGCAUGUCGUGGAGCACGUUCCGCGGAGCGAACUACAGUCUGAAGAAGAGUCGCAUGAUGGUCAAGCGCAAGGUCCCAGUAGAGCCGCCGACGACUCUGCCGCCAGUAACUGAUGGACCAACAACUGUCCCGCCUGCAACUGACACGCCAGCAACUGACCCGCCAGCAACUGAUCCGCCUACCACACCACCGGUUACACCGGUAUAA
Anopheles coustani is the source of this 1269-nucleotide messenger RNA. RefSeq names its product ficolin-1-A-like. Bases 1 to 1269 code for a protein of 422 amino acids. The transcript is spliced from 3 exons. Lineage: Eukaryota; Metazoa; Arthropoda; Insecta; Diptera; Culicidae. The record is from RefSeq and is a predicted model, not a curated record.